UACAUCAGUCGUAACACCACGGUAACACGCGAUGUCCACGACUAGAACGCUUCUCGCUCGAAGCCGACACGAAUCUUACCUAGUAUAAUCUAGAUUAUACCAUUGGCAGAGCUUGUGUGCGAUAUUUUUAAAAAGCUGUGGAUAUAAAGAGUGCGGUAAGCGCGGCUUUCAGUUCAGUGCAAGUACGAACGUUUCAAUCAACACGAUAUUCGAUCUGAUGUGAGAGAAAAAAUACUUUCAUCGACGAGAAUAUUCUGUUUUCAAUUAAAAUGUCGCAGCAAUCGGGAAGUAGCAGAGCCGCAGAAGAAUCUGCGCCGCAGGCGUAUAAGGUGCUUCGAAACGAUCAAGUUGGCAGGUACAUGGUCACGAGCAGAGAACUGCAAGCUGGCGAGGAGGUCGUGACGGAAAUGCCUUUCGUCGUCGGGCCAAAGGCAUGCACUUAUCCCUUGUGUCUCGCCUGCUACACACCUUGGCCUCCUAGUCCGGAUGACAAACCGCUGUGCUCCAAGUGCGGUUGGCCAGUUUGCGGUGAGGAGUGUGAGAAUUUGUUGCAGCAUAAAGAUUACGAGUGUCAGGUAAAUGCGACAAUUGAACAUAGAAGAAAAAUAGAAGAAUCUCUUGUGCAAAAUCAUAGUAAUGAGAGGAAGAUCGGUGGAAUUAAUGGCAUAAUUACACGGUUUUGCACCCGUAGGAUACGACUGCGUACCACGCUCAAAGUCCCAGCGGGCGGUGAACUUUACGCGAGUUACACGCACUCGUUACUGCCGACGAUGCUGCGCCGGGAACACCUGCAGGAGGGCAAGCACUUUGCCUGCGCUUGCCCGCGAUGUUCGGAUCCCACGGAAUUGGGCACCCACAUGUCCUCGCUCAGGUGCAAUAAAUGCGAUAACGGGGUCGUCCUGCCGUUGGAUUCCUUAGAUCCGGCAAGUUCGUGGAAGUGUACGAAUUGCGAGUUCUCCACCAACGGGCAAGCGGUGCGAAAAGUUCUCCGGAUCAUUCAAGCGGAGGUAGAUAACGCUGAGGCCAUCAGCGGAGCUGAUGGAGCCGACGCGAUUUACGUAAGAGAAACCGUUAUGAAGAAGUAUCAAUCAGUUCUGCAUCCUCGCCACGCUUUUCUCACGAUGCUGAGGCACUCGUUGAGCCAAAUGUACGGUCGAGUUGACGAAUACUUAUUGGACGAUCUGCCGGACGUUGUGUUAGAGCACAAAAUCGACAUAUGCCAUUUGUUGCUUCAAGUAUUGGACGUGGUAGAACCCGGAUACACUCGUGUAAGAGGUAUGACGCUAUACGAGCUGCACGCGCCGUUACUCUUCUUAGCCAAAAGCCACUGGAAUGCUGGCGUCAUCAGCGAAGCCAGUCUAAAGUCCAAAAUGACGGAAGCCGCGAAUGUCCUAAAAGAGGCGGCUAUGAUAUUAAUAUUGGAAUCACUGGAGACAGUUGAGGGACAAAUAGGACUCGUUGCGCAAGAGUCUCUGCUCCAGCUGGAACAGUCCAUAAAUAAUUUAUAAGUGUUUCUUGUAAAUAUACUCGUAUUUGUACAAACCUGUUUGCUAAUAAACGCUCACCUCUGCAUGUCUUCCUGA
Odontomachus brunneus is the source of this 1583-nucleotide messenger RNA. RefSeq lists its product as uncharacterized. The coding region runs from base 270 to 1508 and encodes 412 amino acids. The record is from RefSeq and is a predicted model, not a curated record. Gene Ontology annotation, molecular function: protein binding. Lineage: Eukaryota; Metazoa; Arthropoda; Insecta; Hymenoptera; Formicidae. The transcript is spliced from 7 exons.